ACUGGUUGCAGAAGCAGAGGCAGCAGCAGUAGCGGCAGCAGUAAGCAGUAGCAACAGCACGAGUCGUUGUGUGUCUCAGUCUCGCCGUGAAAAUUCGUAAGUGGUCCGCGUGACAGUUGUCUGGAGGUUACGUUUACAAGCCGGACGAUGAUGUCAAAGAGUUGGUGUCGCGUGAUUCGCGCGAGAUCGAACCAUUCAUCGAAUUGUCGGUGAAUCAUUACGUUCGUUGUUGGUUUUUUCUUUGUCGGUGCAAGCUUCUCUCUCUCUGUUGGCCAACAGGGAUAAUAGGCCGGGCCUAUCAGUACAGUAGGAAAAUGGCGGCUUGCCUUGCGCGAUGUAGACGAUGAGAGGCAACGAGGUUCUUGGCGUGAAGCGCUUGAACACAUUACGAAAAAAAAGUAACCUUUUGUUUUAUUGUCGAUUGUUCGCGGUGUAAAGUGUGUGGAGUUGGUGUUCGAUCAUCGGCGCGGUGAACGAAAAACAUAAGAGAGAGAAAGAGUGGGAGAGGUUAAGAAAAAAAAAGGAGGGACCUUGUUAGCGCGAACACCACGAGUUACGAGAUGAGAGUGAGACGUGAGGAAGAACGAAGGAAAAAUAACACGAGAGCCGAGUAACGAAGAACCACUGUGCAUUCAGUUUGUGUACGCGUGUGUGCUCGUAUGAGAGCGAGAGGCGAUCAACGGUGACAAGUGUUCCGUCGACGGGGAACUUGGCCUUAGCCCCACGUCGACAAGAAGAUGAUAUUCUGGGUAUCAAGAUACCGCCGUGGCUACGUCGACCGCGAUCCUCGUGUCGCCGUUUGCUGUCGUCGCCAUUGAGCUGCGGCUGCUUUCGCGAAAAUUUGUUUUUUCGCGAGAGGAUAGCGAGGCCGUGGACGACGAGAACAACGACGAGGACAACAGCAACGACGACGACGACGACGACAACGACGACCGCCACCAUCACUAUCACUAUCACUGUCACUAUCACUAUCGCUAUCGCUAUCACUAUCACCAUCACCAUCACCAUCACCAUCACCAUCACCAUCAUCACCACCACAACCACCACCACCACCUCCACUACCAACGAUCACAAGGAAAACUCGAGGGAAGAUGAGAGGCGCGUGCGACGGCGGCAUAGCGAGCUUUCUCGCUCUGGCGCUCCUCUGUUUAUUCCACACGUCAUGCCUUGUGGACGGACUGUUGAAGUGUUAUUGCGAUAUUUGCACGGACACCAAUCACACGUGCGAAACCGAUGGUUAUUGCUUUGCUAGCACCAGCUUGGAGAAUGAUAUGACCACAUAUGCCCGGAGGUGUUAUGAUAAGGUGCGCUUCUUCCCGGCACCCGAAUACUCAGUCUGGUGCAAAGCGAAUAACACGCUACACGGUCCAGGUGACGUGGAAUACGCGGUCGCCUGCUGCGACCACUCCGACUUCUGCAAUCGCGACCUAAGGCCCUCUUUUACUCCUCGCGAGUCCAGAGGUGGGCCAUACUUCCGACUCGUCGAUUACCUCGAACGAGUGCGGUCGGGUGGCGAUGACACGGCGUGGGUCACUUGGAAGGUGGCCUUGAUAAUAGCAACGCCAAUAUGCCUGAUCUGCGUGGUGGUUAUGGUCGUUUAUCACGUGCGUAAGACCCCAGAAAGACCAGGAAAUAGCGAUGAUUCGCAGGAGGCACCAGAUCGACCCAUCCUGGGUGGUGUUACCAUCAGGGAUAUGCUGGAAAUGACUACCAGUGGCAGUGGCUCAGUAGGCCUGCCGCUUCUGGUACAGCGAAGCAUAGCCCGCCAGAUUCAGCUGGUGGAGACGAUUGGAAAAGGUCGCUUCGGCGAAGUCUGGCGUGGUCGUUGGAGGGGUGAGAACGUUGCCGUGAAGAUCUUCAGCUCGCGUGAAGAAAGGUCUUGGUUCAGGGAGGCCGAAAUUUAUCAGACGGUGAUGCUCAGACACGAUAAUAUCCUCGGGUUCAUCGCAGCUGAUAACAAAGAUAAUGGUACGUGGACCCAGCUGUGGUUGAUCACGGAUUAUCACGAGAAGGGUUCGCUGUUCGAUUAUUUGAACAGAUCGACCGUUGAUACGAACGGUAUGAUCAGGAUGGCUCUGUCGAUUGCCACCGGGUUAGCGCAUCUUCAUAUGGAGAUCGUCGGCACGCAAGGGAAACCAGCCAUCGCUCACAGGGAUCUCAAAUCGAAAAAUAUCCUCGUGAAGACGAAUGGCACAUGCGCGAUCGGCGAUCUUGGAUUAGCCGUCAGGCAUGAUGUAAUAACAGACACCGUCGAUAUCCAACUAAAUAAUCGAGUGGGCACUAAGCGGUACAUGGCACCCGAGGUUCUCGAAGAGACGAUAAACAUGAACCACUUUGAUUCCUUCAAGAGGGCUGACGUGUACGCUCUCGGGCUGAUCCUCUGGGAGAUCGCAAGGCGAUGCAACGUCGGUGGAAUUCACGACGAAUAUCAGCUGCCGUUUUACGACUUGGUGCCUUCUGAUCCAACGAUCGAAGAGAUGCGUAAGGUUGUGUGCACCGACAGACAGAGGCCAUCGAUACCGAAUCGGUGGCAGUCGAUCGAGGCGUUACAAGUGAUGUCGAAGGUGAUGAAGGAGUGUUGGUACCACAACGCGGCAGCUAGACUAACCGCGCUUAGGAUUAAAAAAUCUCUCGCAAAUUACGGUGCGAUGGAGGACUUGAAGUGAAAUGAAGAGAAUCAGCAGGUCGUUGAAAUGACCGGAAUACUAGAAGUGCUCGAAACAUAUGUGGACAUUUACUUUAAUUGUAAUACUUUUAUCGCAAUAACACUUUUAAGUGCCGUGUUACUCCGCGAGUGAGCGAGAGAAGGAGAGGGGGAGAGGGAGAGAGAGAGAGAGAGAGAGAGAAAGAGAGAGAGAGAGAGGGAGAAAGAGAGCAUGGGAAAAAGAGCGAAAAAGAAAGAGAUAAUACAUUUGGUCGUAAAUGAGAAAUUCUAAUAGUUGGAUCAGAGAGCCUAACGAAAGACUGGUUAAAAAGAUAUUAAAAAAGCGAAAAAUGAGACAAAAAAAAAAGAAAUAAUUGAAAUGGAGGUGACGUUCCUUUGAUCGCGUUGACUUGGUCGAGUUGCAACCCUAAUUUCAAGUUUCAGCUUGUACGUAUAAGGUAGCGGAAUUAUUCUAUGUAAAGAAGUCGUAGUCGGGCAACUGAAAGGACGUCUUGUUUUAAAAGAUAAAGAAAAGAAAAAGUAAUAAAGCAUGUUAGGGAGCAAUGGCUAACAGAAACAUGGACAGGGUUGGUGAUGAAUGUCCAAAAUGAGAGAAUAUCAGGGCGUUCAGUUCCUGGCGAUCGAUCGAUCGAUUGGUUGAAACGGAAUAAAUAAACAUGCGUAAAGUGUUCGGUUAAUCGAAUAUGAUAUCGUGCCUAAUCACAUGUCACACACCUCUGCUGUAUAUUUAUUAAUAGUAACGAUAAGAUAAUGACGUAUAUAAAUUAUUGAGUAAUAUUAAUGAAUAUUAUUGAGUAAUAUUAAUAAAUAUUAAUAAAUUUGUAUAUUAAUAUAUACACAUAUAUGUAAUUACGUAUAUUCGUUAUUGGGCGAUCCGAUUCGAUUAACCGAAGUAAUUUAUUCGUCGACUAGUUUGUAAUGGAAAUCAUUUCAGUAAGAUGAUUAAAUAAUUAACUAUCGAAUUCGAUUGACCGAUCGACAAUGAUUCCUGACAGAUGGACCUUCCUCGUCCAGCGUAUGGGUUGAGACGACUUCACGAGAAAAUAAUGGCCUCCGCGUUACAAUUUCAUAUGUUUUCGCUCUUUUCCUUGUACAUUUUAUACAUAUAUAGUUUUCUUCCUUUACUCAAAAUUUACACAUAGUGUCAUAUGGAUUUAUUCGCCUAUUUUACCGGUGCGUGCAGAGACUAAGUUUCUUUUUCCUUCUUUUAUGGAAGCAUAUCCAUACACAUCAUGUUACAAGAGAAAUGCAUAUCCUUAUUUCUCGUUUUUGCAAUUAGACAGAGUCGAAUAUUUGCAUCGAUUCUGUACAUAUAUACAGGGUAGUUAGCAAGAGCCGAACAAUUUAUGGUUGUCGAAUAGACACGGUUACACAGAAGUAUACGUGAUUUUGUUUUUGUUUAUAAAAGAAACUAUAUGAUCGAGAUGAAUGCUUAAACAAAAGAAACAAAAAUAAUAGCAUUUUUUAUUUAGUUUUUUUUACGUGAUCUUUUAUUCAACAGAAACGAACAAUACCUUUUACAUACAGGUAUCCUUUUCGCAGCGAUAAAUUUCAAAUUGUUCUCAAAGUUUUUACAACGAAUGACAUUUUCUAUUAUUUGGUUUGGUUCGUUAACCGGAUAUUAUACACACACUUACACGUAUAAACACAUUCUAUACACACAUAUGAUACGACUACACGUAUUCUUAGCGUUAGACAUACCCAGAUGUUUUGCUCAAGACGAAAUAUUUUUGCGUAUUAAUCGUGAUACGCGAGCUGAAGGCGGUGCGUCAUGAUACGCGGGACUUUCGAAGCGUGUUUCCUUUGUAACACAGGAAGGCUGAAAUUAAAGGGUGCUAAGCUCAAGAAUGAAUGUUCGUUUACGUAUGAAAGGUACAGACUGAGCAACUGCGGAAUAGAAGAUAGAAAAUGGAAGAAGAGACAGACUGCGAACCUACGACUGAAAGGUAGCGAAAAAGAGAGUUUUAAAAGUGAACAAAGAGGAGAAAUGAAAGCAAAUUGAUACAGAAAAAAAGAAAACAAAGAAAAA
Bombus pascuorum is the source of this 4694-nucleotide messenger RNA. It is a transcript of the gene babo, whose product is annotated as TGF-beta receptor type-1. Gene Ontology annotation, biological process: nervous system development; protein phosphorylation; cellular response to growth factor stimulus. Gene Ontology annotation, cellular component: activin receptor complex; plasma membrane. Lineage: Eukaryota; Metazoa; Arthropoda; Insecta; Hymenoptera; Apidae. Gene Ontology annotation, molecular function: activin binding; activin receptor activity, type I; ATP binding. Bases 1092 to 2666 code for a protein of 524 amino acids. The transcript is spliced from 8 exons. The record is from RefSeq and is a predicted model, not a curated record.